Messenger RNA from Elaeis guineensis (African oil palm), 531 nucleotides. The record is from RefSeq and is a predicted model, not a curated record. Lineage: Eukaryota; Viridiplantae; Streptophyta; Magnoliopsida; Arecales; Arecaceae.
AUGGAGGCCUUUAUCGAGGCCAAACUCCACUGCAUUGAGAAGUAUAAGGCCUCAGCAAACUUCAAGGAGGAGCUCGUCAAUGCCUCCACUGCUGCCUUCAUCCAGGCCUUCAAUAGUUGUAAGCCCCGCUUGAGGCGCAUGGUGCCAAAGUUGGAUCUCAGGCACCUCUGCCCUGGCAAUAGUGAUGAGGAGUCUACCGCCAACCCCCUUCUUUCCUCUAUCAAUGCCUACUUAGAAGCUCAUGCCGUCGCCGGCAACCUCUCCACGGCCCUCACCACCCACCUAUGCGUCCACCUCCUGGACCUCCUCGCCCGCGCCAACACCCACCUCACCACCGACGACCUCUACCUCGCCCUCCGCAUCGUCGAUGCCAUCGAGCGUGACUUCCUCGAUGCCUCCCCCCAUCCCACCAUUCAUCGUAUGCUCCUCCAGCUCAUCCCUACCGUCCAUGCCCAUGCUGGGUGCAAGAUCUCCAAGGAGUUCUUCGAUUGGAUGGUCCAGAUCCACAUUGCCAACCACCACCUCGGCUAG